This is a messenger RNA of Callorhinchus milii (elephant shark), 1445 nucleotides long. RefSeq names its product neuferricin. The record is from RefSeq and is a predicted model, not a curated record. The transcript is spliced from 4 exons. The coding region runs from base 343 to 1152 and encodes 269 amino acids. Lineage: Eukaryota; Metazoa; Chordata; Chondrichthyes; Chimaeriformes; Callorhinchidae. Gene Ontology annotation, cellular component: membrane; endomembrane system.
CUCUCUCCCCUUCCCAAUGCUGUAGCUGUGGCUGUAGUUCUGAUGUAGCUUUGGUGUGAUUCUGGCUGUAGCUGUAACUCUCCCCCCCCCCCCCACCCCCUCUCUCUUCCCCGAUGCUGUAGUUCUGGCUCUGGCUAUAGUCCUGGUAGCUCUGGCCCUGGUGUAGUUCUGGCUGUAGUCCUGGUGUAGCUCUGGCUAUAGUCCUGGUGUAGUUCUGGCUCUGGUUGUAGUCCUGGUGUAGUUCUGGCUGUAGUCCUGGUGUAGUUCUGGCUGUAGUCCUGGUGUAGCUCUGGCCCUGGUGUAGUUCUGGCUGUGGCUGUAACUCUCCCUCUCUCUCUCCCGAUGCCGUGGUGGCGGCUCGCUCUCUGCCUCCUGUGUGGCUUGGCAGCGCUGCUGAUCGGUUCGGAGCUGCCGGGCUGGUGGCGGGUCAGGUCAGGGUCUCUGGUCGCUCCCCGGUGCCGGCUGUACAGUCGGUCUGAGCUGGGGCUGUACGGAGGGCAGCCGGGCAGCGCCGGCCUCUACCUGGCUCUGCUCGGGCAGGUGUUCGAUGUGAGCAAAGGCAGCAAACACUACGGCCCCGGAGGCUCCUACAGCGGCUUUGCAGGAACUGACGCCUCUCGAGCGUUUGUGAGUGGGGACUUCAGUGAGGCCGGGCUGGUGGAGGACGUGGAUGGAUUGUCGCCUGCGGAGAUCCUGGCUCUCCAGCAGUGGCUCGUCUUUUACCAGAGAGAAUAUGUUUUCAAGGGCACUGUGGUGGGGAGCUAUUACGACCAGGAUGGGGAGCCCACACCCGCCCUGAGGGCCGUGGAGUUGGCGGUGGCUCAGGGCCUGAAGGACAAGGUGAAGGCGGAAAGAGAAGCCAGGAGAUUCCCUCCCUGCAACUCCGAGUGGAGCGCGGCCACCGGCGGCAGAGUCUGGUGCUCAACACACAGUGGCGGAGUGGAGAGGAGUUGGGUGGGGGUCCCACGCCAGCUGUACCAACCCGGCUCCACCACCCCUCGCUGUGUGUGUACACGGACCACCGGCCUCGCCUCAGAGCACCCAGGGGGAGGGGCAGCCACCAGCAACCGCGGAGACCUGGAGAACCCCACUCUGCGGGAGUACGAGGGGUGUGACAGCCAAUCACCUGUGUGUGCCAUCCCGGAGAGAUAGUGCUGAUGGCGGCUGAGAGACAACUCUGGUGUCAGAUCAAUUGUGGCUUUGGGACGAGGGAGGUGUGGAGAUCGUUUCAUUAAAAUGACAUUAAAAGGAGACGAGUCCACAGAAUGGGACAGUGAAUUAAGCCCAAAGGGUCCUGUCCUGAUCUGCAAUGUGUGAGAGAAUUUAUCAGCCUGAUGUAGCCAUCUUCCCGAGCCAAACGAGGUGAAGGCCAUUAAAUCAGGUGGAUUGUCGGCCGGGACACCGGCAGAAACCGCCCCCGGCUCCCAAACAGUGUUGAGAAAUCU